ACUUUAGCAUCAGUGUUAUCACUUCAGAUCCAGGGGUUUCCUUCCCAGGGUACCAAGGGCUUUCCAUCCUCCACGCAGGAUAGAAGACGAGUUCCCACGUAUGUGGAGGUCCGCUGUGCUUCUAGCAACAGUCUACUUCUCUCCUCCAGGCAAAAAAUAAAACCACGGGUUUUGGUGACAGGCACCAUGCGCAAUGACUGACUCUGUGGUCAGAUCCAAGCGCUGCACAGAAAUUUAGUCCGCAUCACACCCUGACAGCACCCCGAGAGAGAGGAGAGAGAAAAGGCAGGUCUGGAUUCUCAGUACCUGCACUCUCCUCAUCCUGCAGCAUCACAAUUUUCGACAUUUGAAAAUUUUACUUCCUCUUGUUGCUCCUUUGCUGUAUCCUCUGGCCUGUGGCUGCUGCAGCAUCACUCCAUGUAUUGUCUGGCAGAGACUUGAAGCAACUACUGUGAUAGUGCAGCAUGACGGACACGGUAAUGAGCAGUAGCUCGGAUCGCUGGGUGUCCAACGACAGGCAGAGGAGCAUGCAUGCUAGUGAUAAAGAGCAGGGCAACUGGACCAUGGAGCCAGGCCCUGGUCCUGGUCCAGACCUGACAGAUGAAGAGAAAGAGAUUAUAAACAGUGUGAUUGCCCGUGCUGAGAAAAUGGAGGCCAUGGAGCAGGAGCGAAUUGGGCGCUUGAUAAACCGCCUGGACGACAUGAAGAAGACUGUGUGUGGGGAUGGACAGUCCCGCUGUUUGCUGUGUGGGGAGCAGUUGGGCUCACCUGGGGUCAGCUCAGUGGUGUGUGAGGAUUGCAAAAAGAACAUGUGUACCAAGUGUGGUACACAGUGUAGCAGUCGGCCACGCGCUGUGUGGCUAUGCAAGAUCUGCAGAGAGCAGCGAGAGGUGUGGAAGAGGUCUGGUGCCUGGUUCUUCAAAGGUUUUCCUAAGCAUUUCCUGCCAUCGCCCAUGCCAUUAUCUACACCAAGAGAGACAGGUGCCCAGGAGGCAGCAGAGCCCCAGGGGCCACCAGCCUCUGGGCCCAGGGAGGCAGUUACCCAACCACGACAGCCAGGACCAGAGCUACAGGGCCGUGCUGGUUACCCACCUGUGGCCCCUAAACCAUCAGUUGUACGCAUGGCCACAGGCGGGGCUGGCCCUGAAGAGACGGGGCGGGGCAGCCCAGUGGUGAUGAAGAAGAUGGUGCCCGUCCAGAGCUCCAGACCACAACCUGCUGCAACAGCCACCACGGCCCAGCAGGGUUCAGUGGCAGGAGAUGGGGGGGCCUACUCCUCUGGUGGAGUUCCUCCUGCAGCAAGAGAGGACAGGAGGCAGCCCGCUGCCUACAGUGCUCCUCAAGCUCGGCAGCAACCUCCCCCAGCUGAGGAGGAGGAGGAGGCCAACGACUAUGACUCUGAUGAAGCCACCACUCUGGGCUCUCUAGAGUUCAGUCUGCUCUAUGAACAGGAAAGCAACAGCCUCCACUGUAGCAUCCUCAAAGCAAAGGGACUGAAGCCCAUGGACUCAAAUGGACUGGCAGAUCCUUAUGUCAAGCUUCAUCUGCUGCCAGGGGCUAGUAAGUCUAACAAGCUGCGCACAAAGACACUGAGAAACACCCGCAACCCCGCAUGGAAUGAGACGCUCACCUACCAUGGCCUGACAGAUGAGGACAUGCAGCGCAAGACCCUCAGGGUGUCUGUCUGUGAUGAAGACAAGUUCGGACACAAUGAGUUUAUUGGGGAAACCCGAGUGGCGCUGAAGAAGCUGAAGAUGAACCAGAAGAAAAACUUCAACGUGUGUCUCGAGAGAGUUGUCCCUACGAAGAGAACUGCAACAGCCGGGGGAGCCAGAGGCAUCGCUCUCUACGAAGAUGAGCCAGGGAAAGAUGGCGGAGAGGUAGAGGAGCGCGGUCGGAUUCUGAUCUCCCUCAUGUACAACACCCAGACGAACCGUCUUGUCGUGGGUGUUGUGCGCUGCGUUCACCUGGCCGCCAUGGAUGCUAAUGGCUACUCUGACCCAUAUGUCAAAAUAUGUCUGAAACCUGACAUGGGGAAGAAGGGCAAGUGCAAAACGCAAAUCAAGAAGAGGACUUUAAACCCAGAGUUUAAUGAGGAAUUCAACUAUGACAUCAAACACAGUGAACUGGCCAAGAAGACUUUAGAUAUCUCUGUGUGGGAUUAUGAUAUUGGGAAGUCCAACGACUACAUCGGUGGGUGUCAGCUGGGGAUCACUGCCAAAGGAGAGAGGCUGAAGCACUGGUAUGAGUGUUUGAAGAACAAAGACAAGAAGAUUGAGCGCUGGCACACCUUGUAUAACGAGAAUCAUGUUGCUAGUGAUUAACCACUUGCCCCUCCCACCAUAUAGCAUGAGCUAAAUCCUCUGCUCCCUAUGUUUGCAUUCAUGUCCUAAUGCACUUUUCCCCCAUGUUAUUGUUCUUUCACUACCUGACCAUCACACAGGCUUACUCACCUCCUUAUCCUUGAUAGUAGUCUUCUUUCCUGUCCUCUUAUUAACAGUGUCUCUGCCUGUGCUGAUAUUUAAUCUGAUCUGGGACAAAUCAUGACAUAAAUGAAUUAGAGAUUUCACUAAUGUAACCAAGACAUCUGUCAACGAACAGCUGCACCAGGAUCAUCAUGCCCGUCAGGGAUGUUAUAUAGUGUCUUGAACUUGACACGUUCUUUGCUAAAGAAAAUUAAGUUUGAAUUGCACUGGCACAAAACAAGAAUAGCAAUAUGUUAUGGCAUCUGAGAUCAAAACCAUCGUUCAUGGAAUCCUCCAUUGAGCUCAUGCCUGAAAUUGUCAGGAUAUUAUUUUUUUGAUUUGUCGUGUGAUUACAUCAUGCUGUAGUGUAACACUUGGAACUGUAUAAGCAUGCCAAGCCACAGACAUAAGAAAACACGCAGCCGCACCUUCAAAUAUUUCAACUGUGCCCACUGUCCUGAACAUAUUGUAUAUUUCCAUGAAGAAAUGUUUACAUACUGAUACAUUGCUCAGGUUAGGAUAGACAUCUGAUAUACAGAUGAUUCAUCAUCAUUGUCAGUGAACCAUGAGCUAGAUGAAUCUUUCAUCAGUUGCUGUUAAUUUGUGAAUUAAAAUUAUAGCACACCUAGUUAAACAUUAGGAGUUUCUGUGUAUGGUUAUUCAAGCUGUGAAUUUUUCUUUGUGGGAAGUAUUAACUGUGUGAUAGAGAAACUGAAAAGUGAAGACAUUUUCUUUUCUUAGUUAUGCGGAGAAUUGGCAGGAAAAAGGAUUUUCCUCCUGCUACGUCUACUCUCGGAAGCUCGUGGUUCACUCUGACACCUCAGAGGUUUUCUACUGUAGUGUUUACACUGAAUGCACACGGCCAAGUCCAUUACAGGUUUCCCUAACACAUUUUGCUGCUCCACUUAACAAGGAGAGUAGGUGGAACAGGUUACGUCAUAUGUGCAGCUUUACCUGCAUGCAUUGUGCUUGUGACUCUGGCGUGCCUGGGGCAGUCGUGGCCCGCUUUUACCCCAAAGCACCCUUUGCACAAAGUAGGGCUGUUUCCCCUCUACCACACCUUAGUCUUUCAAGGCUUUGUUCACUAAUCACAGCAAACCAAGGAAAGCACACCUUACAAAGUGGAAUGACCUCAAUUUAUACAGCUGUUUGCAAGUUAUUCCAAUGUCAAAACAAAAACGAAAACAAAAAUCCUAUGCAUGAAAUGUCUUGUGGUUCAAGAUAUAUAUAUAUAUAUAUAUAUAUAUAUAUAUAUAUAUAUAUAUAUAUAUAUAUAUAUACUUUGUAAGAAAUUAAUACUAUUGUAAUUCCAUUAAUGUUUACACUUCUUCCCCAUAACAUUCCAGUUAAUACUUUAUAUACAAGAGGCCAUAUUCUGCAUGACUAUGGUGUAAACUGAAUAAAAUGAUAGCAUCCACAAGAUAGACUAAUUAUCAACUGAGCACAUCAACAAAAAACUUUCAACUCUUAUCAGUAGCAGACAGUGAGAUGAAUCUCAUUCUUUGAAUGAGGCUUUCUGUACAUACACAUUCAAAUCUCUCCAGUGUCUUGUUUUCUCUGCACAGCUACUCUACCCCCCUGUGGCAGUGACUCAAACACCCACCAGUAGCAUCACACACUGUCCUAUGCUGUGCUGCUUCAGCUACUGUGAUCAUCAGAUGAUGAUCAACAUAGAUUAUAAUCAAUAGUUUUUUUAAACAGGCUUCUCUCUGAGCUACAUCCACAGCUGUCUUCUACUUGAUUCUGCCUGUUCAGUGGAAUGUUUCCUGGUUUAUCUCUGUAUUUGUACAUAGAUACUGCAUGCACUGGAAAUAUGUAUGUUUGCAAAUAAAUUUGCAUGUAAAGAUUUUGCAGAGAGUUUACACAGAACAAUAAAAUCUAAUGAAAACUGA
Messenger RNA from Siniperca chuatsi (mandarin fish), 4357 nucleotides. Its product is annotated as rabphilin-3A-like. The record is from RefSeq and is a predicted model, not a curated record. Gene Ontology annotation, molecular function: small GTPase binding. NCBI's taxonomy places the organism in Eukaryota, Metazoa, Chordata, Actinopteri, Centrarchiformes, Sinipercidae. The transcript has 19 exons. Bases 465 to 2324 code for a protein of 619 amino acids. Gene Ontology annotation, cellular component: membrane. Gene Ontology annotation, biological process: intracellular protein transport.